Porites lobata is the source of this 8970-nucleotide messenger RNA. NCBI's taxonomy places the organism in Eukaryota, Metazoa, Cnidaria, Anthozoa, Scleractinia, Poritidae. The record is from the annotation of a GenBank genome assembly.
AUGCCAGAUCCUUUCAACCUCGAUAUCAGGAAGAGGCUCACCGCUGAACGCAUUUAUCGCAGAAACUAUUGUUUUGGCGCCAAUUCAUUUUCACGCACGAUUCACGCGAUUUAUUAUUCUACUUUCCAAAAAAUAUUUUUAACAACAUCGAGGAGAACGAACUAUUUUUACUUGAUAUUUUCUUCCUCAAGCGUGUCUUAUCCUGGCAUGUCUCUUGGGAGACGAUCUGACAGGUACUAGUUCUCAAAAUUAUUUGAUUUUUUUGUUUGCACAUGAGUAAUCGAUGCUGUUGUUGUUAAUAUGAACGAGCUUUGUUGUUUCGUUGAAUAUUUCGUCAAAAACUAUCGUGUUGAAGAAUAAUCAUUUACAAUACAAUUAUUUUAUCAUGUAAGCACUUUCACUUGUUUAGCUUCCAUGGCAUGUGGGACAGACUGAAUUAAUAUUUCUGACAAAUUUAUGCGUAAAAAUGAUCUUAAAAUUGCAUGCAUGUUUACCUCCACGAUCUGUUGCCUGUGUUUCGAUCAUUAAACAGACUUAAUGGUAAUUUAGUUUAGUUUUAUGGUGGGUAAUGUCGUUGUAAUGUCUCUUCGCCGUAGAGUACGCAAAAAAGUUGAUUAUUCCAAGUUUUGUGAAGAAGAAGGUGAAAGCACAAAUAAUAGCGACGGUGAGUCUUACAUUUUUUUGUAAAAAUUGUUCCUAAUCAAACUUCAUUUUAUGAACAAAGUGAAGCCCCAUGCUAAAUUAUCUACUAUUCUCAAUUUCCGUUAGUAAUAUAAUACCCAUUAGUAGGAUUUGCUGUAGAAAUUAAGCUUAAUAGUAAUGAAACAUUAAUUAUUUAGUAAGUGAAAGUAUCAUUGGACUAAUAGCACAUAAGUGUGUUGACAUCAGUCCUAUAAAUCUCAACACUGAGCCUGGUUGUUGAAAAUAAGUCUUUGCAUUUUACAUUGUUUAUGUGUGAGUAUUUUUUCCCCCUUUACUGCUCUUGGGAGUCGAUAUUUAUUAUUGUGACACAGUUUCACAGAUAUUUUAUUACAUUUCCAAAAGUGGGGUUGAUUUACUAAAACUUUUACAAGUGUAAUUUACAAGUGAAGCUAUUGUUUCUGAGUCCGAACACAAUAUAGCCACUUGUACACUUGAAAAUUACGCUUGUCAAAGUUCUAUUAAAUUGACCCCGGGACUAACUUGGGAAAUUUGUUCAUCUGAUGUAAACUUACAUAAUGGCUAAUUUGGAUUAUAAUAAUAAGUCAAUAUUCAGUGUAUCAAAAACAAAAGUGAAUUUAACAACGAUAAUUAAAGGCCACAGAGCAAGUAAACAAACACAGAUCAUGAGAUAAGCAGUGGUAUCUUCUGCUUGUCUCAUGACUGGGCACAUGAAGGGUAACUGGACCCAGCACUUAUAACUGCUCCCCAUCCCUAAAAACAGUUUUUUGCUAUUAUAACAGGGCUGGCUAUGUUCAUUUUUGACAAAAAGGUUUCCAGUCUACAGUCAACUCUCAUCUUGUAGACACCUCACUAUCAUGGACAUCCCGCUAAUACAGACAGCUGCUAAAUCCUCGGCAAAAAAUUACAGACAUUUGACUGAAACAAACUCCCACUAUUAAGGACUCUUGCUGUUACAGACUUACGGACACCUCUCUCGGGCCCGACAGCUCAAUUAUAUUGUUCUAACUCUUGUUAUAAUUGACAGCAAUCAGCAUCUUUUGACAUUUAGGCAUAAUUAUCUCAAAUUAUAAUUUAUUUCUUCCCCUUUUUCACUUCAUCUCUGUCCUUUUGCUUGAAAAGUGAACACUCCAAUUCCCAUUUCACAUGAUCCUUCUAAAAAACUACUGUACUUACUUGCAAAAAGCAAGCAUGGUCUACUUAAUGUACAUAAAGUGGAUUUUCUAGUACUGUACUUUCUGGUUUUUGUGUUACUAGAAUUUUUUUAUAUUGUACAUUUUUUAAUGAACAAAAUUUAAAAAUGUAAGUCCUCUAAUAUCAAGAAUUUUUUUCGCACCACAUUAUUACAGACUUUUGCUAUUAGGGACACUCAACUGCAGUCCCAAGGGUGUCCACAAUAAUGGAAGUUGAUUGUAUAAGGCUUUGCACCGGCAGAUUUCCACUCAGACAGAUAAGCCCCUUGAAAUACUCAUUGUUCCCUCAAACAUGAAAAACACGCCAAUUACAUGGAGGCUACUGUAAAAAGCUGUCUUAACAAAAAUGCCUCUAUGACCUCACAGCGUGUGUUGGUAUUCAGGGAUUCUCUUCAAUUGCAAAUAAAACGAGUCACCGUGUUUUUUCUCUAUAUAAACACUUGGUCAUAGCAAGAGAAUCAGAGCAUGGACAGGCACUGUCAUCAGCUCUUGGUUCAUCUAAAGGGGUCGACUUUUUUCUCCUACUAAUGCUCACGAAAGUUGGCUUGGCCGGGAUGGUGACCCUCUUUCCCGGGGCAGCUUUCUGAAUUUUCCAAAUAAAUGAGGACUAAUUUACAUGCAUCAGAACUAAUUUUAUUGUCGUAAUUGCUAUAGAUGAUUUCCAGAAUGACACUGGACCAGCUCCUGUAAAGAAGGCUAAGACCGCAACAAAGACAAAAGCAAAAACAAAACAAGAAGUCACUAAAAGUAAAACUAAAGAUUCAGGGAAUUUAAAAAGAAAAGAAAGGUACAGUUUAAUUUCUGAGUUGAAUUUUAUGUUUCAAGGGAUCAGGGUGUCUUUGUCUGGGAGAAGAUAAGAUUGUAAAUCUUACAUUCCUUAGAUUUGUUGUGACAAAAAAGCCUGAAAAUAAAUUUUUAGUGUGUUAAGGUGAACCUGCAAGAACAUGGUGGGCCUUGUAUGUUUACAGGAAAACCACUUGCUAGGUACCCUGUGAGCAGAAGCCCAGGACUGCAAAUUACAGGCCGUCAUCAGACAUUGGCCGACUAAAAUUUGCUAGUGUCUGACGAAUUCAGAGCAGGGUUAUUUAAAGUGCAGUAACCCGCUUUUAACCUACAAUUAGGGUCAACUUAUCUUAAGUCAAGUUUUUUUAGAGGCAAUAAAUAACAUUAACAAGGUCUUUUCCUUACCCAUCCCUUGGUUAACAAUGAGCUUCUGGAAUUGUUUAUGAAUCAUAAGUUUUGAUCUGAGUAAGCACUGGGCCACUAUUUUUUUUUCAAUGUGACCAGGGAAAACAAAACAGUGGAAUCCCCAAUUUUUUGAACCCCCAAGGAAAAGCAGAGUGGUUUGAAUUAUCAGAAGCUUUGAAAAGUCAAGGGGGAAAUAUAGUGUGUGUCCUGUGACUGGUCAAAAGGGAAAUCAGGUUUUAAGUGGACCCGGUUCAAAUGGUCGGGAAUUUAGAGUCACCAAGGGUUAAAAAAAAACUCAGGAUUCGUAGGCAUACUAAUAGGGCUACACUUAUUGGCACCUGGCAAAUUUCUUUUACUUUUGGAUUACUCCUACAAAAUCUCUGCCUUUGCACAAAACCUAUAUGCUGGGCAAUAAAGCUUUUGGACGCCCUAAGAACUCUUUAUACACCAAACUUCUGUACUAGUAUUGUACAAAACUUGCAUUGUACAGUGUACAAAAUGACUGUACGAGCUAAACUCAAACAUCUUUUCACUGCAGAUUAUCUCGAGAUGAAAAGCUUUAUCAAAAAGAUUUAGAGGCAGCACUGCAGGCUUCAAUAAGAGAGUCACAGAUGUCAUCUGCUGGAAAUGACAGUAGUAGCAAUGCAAAUGAUGAAGGGGAAGGUGACAUUUCAGAUGAGGAGGAUUUGCGGCCAUCCAAACCAAAGAAAGCUCGAUUACUCCCUUCUUCUGAUACAGAAGAUGACGACAAAGAAAAUACUGGGUACGAUAAAUAUUGUACCAUAAUCAUUCUCUCUAACAAUUUUUUACCACCUCCCUCUCUCAAGGCCCCACUUUUUCCUUGCCCCUGUUUCAACAGUCAAAUAUAAUUUUAGUAGCCCACCCCUUUUGAAUAACCCCCCCCCCCCCUCUUAUAGCGCACAGUUGAUUUGUUUCACUAAACAGUCACUUAAUUAUUUGAAAAGGCUGUAAGGCUACAAUACAGGGGCACCCAACAAGAACAUAGUUCAAAACCUUUUAAACAUAGCAUUGUUGAACGUAUUUUAGUAUUUAAACGGUAGAUAUGGGCAUAUUUUUAUCCCCUAAAAAUUUUUCAUCUGUUCAGAUUUCCUUGCUGAGAGUCUAGUGAUCCGAAAAUUGUAGGGAUCAAAAGUUACCUUUUCGAAAAUUUUAGCCAAAAAAAAAAAAAGGUUCGAAAAAAUUCUCGCGACUUUUUAGGGUAAAACCCCUUAAAAAUGGGCAAUUAUACCAUUUUUUAGAUGUUCGACAAUCCUAGGAGAGACAAGCAAGCAAGAAAUUUUACAACAAAUGUUCCGAAAACUCUAGACCUCAAAUCGUCUUCCGAACAGAUAUUUUCCAAAAAUUGUCGUUGGGUGCCCCUGACAAUAUUCCUGUAGAGUUAUGAAGAUGAUAUCAGACAAGCAACAGAGGACAAGAAACAGUUUCAAUGCCUUAGUGUAGUCGUGAAUAACAAAACUGGGCCAUUAGCUGUGGUCACACUACAGCUUUUUACCUAGGUAAACUCACCUUGUUGACAGUUAACCAAGGGAAACUUAAUUUUUCAAGUGUGACCCAUUUUUCCCUAGGUAACUUACCUUAGGGAAAUUUUAUCGUCUGGUGCUUGGAUGUGUCUCUAGAACAAUAGAGUUUCCCUUGACAGCUACCCCUAAGGGAUAGCUAGGGAAAAAUAAAGUACUGAGGUUGCUAACCAAUAGACACUCGGCGGCGAAGGUCUUGACGACAGAACUAAACAUACCUCACAUUGUGAAAGAAUUUAGGGGGGGCAUGUGUCGUCUGCAUCUUCCCCUUGAUCAUUGAAUUAGCAUAAGAAAUGACAGUGAGAUAAAAAGACAAAUGCAUCUUUGAUCGGCUAGAUCCGGAAGAAUCUUGCCUUCUUGAAUUUACGCACCAAAAAUUCAGAUGUGGUGAAAACCUUGGGAGUCGAUUUCAGUAGUGCGACCUUCCCCAAAUUUUUUUACACCUAGGUAAAAUGAAACCCAAGACGAAUUUACCUCAGGAAAUUUUUGACGAAUUUGCCCCAGGUAAAUUUGUUUUACCUUGUUAAAAGUCUGUAGUGUGACCACCAUUAUUAUUUUUUUUUUUAGAAUUAUACAUUGUAUAUUGACACAAAGACACCUCCUCCCAUCAUUGACACCAUAAUGGGGUUAGGGUUGGUUGUUGAUUCUCCCCUUUGAUCCAAAAGGUUUUUCUCCAGGGAAUGCGGUUUUCCCUUCUCCUCAAGAACCAACACUUCCAAAUUCCAGGUCGACCAGAAAUCAGGUAUAAUUAUUAUGAAGAACCACUAUGUGGAUGUGCUACCUCUAAAUCAUUAUUAUAUAUUUAAAUAGCGUGACAGCCCUUUGAGUGGAGUGCCUUUGGGCUUGCCGCAGUCCGUGAGUGCACUUUACUCAAAAUAAACUAGCUCCAUUAAUUAUUUCACAGUGAUGGUUCUGGAACAAACUUUGAAAGGAAGAGUCCAAGUGAAGAAGAUGAUAGUAGCAAUGAUGAGGUGAAACCAAAACAGAGAUCAACCAUAAACAAAACGGAUGCCAUGAAGGAAGACCUUGACGAAGAAGUUCAAGGAGAGGAAGUUGAACCCAAUCAAGGUUGGUCUCUUGUUUUUGAGACCCACCUGUUUUUUUUGUAUUGUAGUAAAAGACCUUUUAAGCUUGUAUGUUUUGUUUUCCCAUUUCAUGUACGUGUUGGUACCCCAGAGAACUGUUUCUUUCAAAUGUCAUCUUAUGCAUGUGCAUCCACGUGCAUAUGUAUGCAUAAUUAAUAAAAAUGCAAAUUUCCUAGGCGAACAUCAUGUGGUCUGAAUUGUGAAAACAAAACCUACAAGCUUAUUAAAAAGGUUUAUUAAAAAUUUUUUUCUUUUCUUGUUUAAAUCAUUGAAUAACAAAGACGGUGACUUUGAACUAAGUGAAGAGUUAAGUGAUGCAGACAAUGAAAGUGAUGACCAAGAUGACAGCGACUUUAAUGAGACAGAGGUAAAGAAGAAAUCCAAAGGACGAGGGCGUGGCAAAUCAACAAGCUCUCCAGCAAGAGCUGGCGUCAAGCCAAGGACAAGUGUUACAGGUUUGUAGAGGUUAUAGGUAAUGCAUAUGAGACAAGGAGGCAAGCUAGUCUGCGAAUAUAUAUAGCCAUUUCACCUUUCUCCUCGCUGCUUGGAACAUUUCGCCAGGAGGAACGUCUGCACCUCAAUGACAGAAAUUCCAUACUGAUCUGUCCAGAAUCUGGUCAGGAGCCCUGAUUGGUCAACGUAGUUGUUACAUUGUUUUACCUAUUCUUUACCAAUAACAGACAAAAGACCACAAGAGUCAAAUGUAAAUGGGGUCUUAAACAUGACGAAUCUACUACAAAUCAGUCAAUAUUCCUGGAAUAUGUUAUUCUUUAGAAAAAGCAUCUGUGUUUUGCUGGAGCUCGUUUGCAGUAGAACACAAAACUUUACCAUAAUCAACCAGGAGAAACACAAAAUCAAACAAAUUUACAUCCAGAACCCUGUGACUACCGGAUUUAUUUUGUAAACAUUGAUUUACAUCAUCAGUGUGUGGAAUGUCUGUCACUGAGGCGCAGACGUUCCUCCUGGUGAAACGUCCCUAACGCUGAGGAGCAAGGAAAAAGGGCUGUAUCCGCAGGCUAGAGGCAGGCAUGGUCAGAGCUUAACAUGGCUUUUGAAGCAUGUGGCACUUAAGAGUAUUACCCAUCCCAGUCCCUGCACACACACACAACACACAUACACUGCACCACCCCCUUUGCCUCCCUCACCCUCCCUCCGGAUGAGUGAGGUGCUGGUCAAGCAGAGGAUUCUCCAUUUAUUUAUACACCUGUGUGAUAAGACAAGUGGAGCAAAACUUUUUUGUCUGCAUUCCUAAACCUGAUGGUCAGAAUUCAACCAGGACUUACUGAUACAAAGUUAGAGGUGUUAACCCUUUGUCGGCCAUUCCUCCAAGAAGUUCUGAUUUCCCUAAAUUCCAAAGAAUACUGUUAAGACGAAUCAAAUGGAUUGUACUGCUUACAGACAAAAUCUGUAGCACAGUGCCGAUUCAAAAAAUAAUAAGAUUAUUAUAGAACAUUUGAAACUUUGGGGGAUAUUAAUAUUGGUUACUUGUGCCCCUAUUGCAACAAGCCUUUUAUUUCUCAUUUUAAAAACACUGGGUAAAAUGUUGCAAUAAAAAAAUAUUAAUAAAUUUUAAUAGUGACUAAUUAUAAUAUCAAAAUAAAUGAUGUAUUCUGUGGAGAAAUUGAAGAGAUUUUUGAAACAAUGCACAGUUUUUCAUUUUUCAAAGUCUUGUCUGAGGCCUUGAUUUCCGUUUUUUUUUUUUAUUUCAGUAACACCACUCAAGAUGCUAAAAGGCAGAGGAAAAAGUAAAGGGCGAGGGUCAUCAGCUAACAGCAGCCACUCUGUGUCAAGUUCUGCAUCCAAUUCACCUUCAAGUAUGUCAGUUGAAAAUCAGCUUAAAUGCCAAACAAUGUUAUGCUCUCUAAGGGUACAAGCCAAUGAUAAAUACUGUGCUACUAAAUUGAACAAGCUGAUUUACUCAAGGCGUCAUGCUGCAUUUAACAAUUGAGUUGUAAAACUUUGUUUUGUUGUUAUAAUUCAAAAAAAUUAUUAUCAGAAAACAUCUUCCCCCAGUUUAAAUUUAGUAAGGAGAAGCUCAACAUACCAUUAGGGAUGGCCUUAAAUUACAGUGGCCUAGGAAAAGUGAUAAGAAAUCACUUGGUUCAUUCUUUCAAGUUGUUUAAGAUUAAUAGAGAGGAGUGCUGAAAAGUAAUUUCAUAACAAUGAUAUACUUUAAUAAUGAUCUCAUGUGUAAAAUUAAUGAUAGAUGCUUAAUACUUUUUCUGUUUAAAUGCUAACCUUUUCAAUUUAACUGCCUUAAAUUUAUUUUCAGUGUCAUAAAUAAAUUAUUAUGUGUAACAAAAAAGUCUAAGAAUUAGAGCCGGAUACAUUUGAGACUGAAUUAGGUAAUUAAAACUUUUGCUCUUAUCUCCUGUGUUGACUUCACAGGUUUCUUUUGAAGACAUAAGGAUAACUGAAAAUACCCUUCAAAGAGGUGCGUGAUAACUUGUUUUCUUAACACUGAAUGAAAUAAAAUAAAGCAUGCCUGCUCUUACCUCAAAAAAUAGAUGAAUAAAAAACGCAAGUGCAAAUUUAAUUAUUUGUAUGAUUAUGCUGUCUCUUAAUAUUAAGAUAAUUAUAUUGGUAAUAAAAAUAAAUGAAAACUAAUAACAAUAUUGAUUUGAUUGUAAAUAGCCUUAUAGACUUGAUAAAAAAAAGUCUUUUACUUAAUAUUAUAACUCGUACAGAUUUUCCAUAAAAAAAUAUUUUGUCAAGAAAAGAAAUACCUUGGCCUGCAUUGUAGAUGUAAUUUCACCCCCAGUUGUUAUCCUUGCUCUGAGCCCCCAACGGACUCAACAAAUUACCAGAAGCACAUUUAGAAUUUCCCCUUGUCUUGAUUGGCAAAUUGAUGGUAUUUUCAACAGGGCAAUCAUGGCACGUACUCAAAUCUUGGCACACAGGUGGGGGCCCAGAACGAGGAUUUCUGCAUUGUUUUGCAGACAGACUUAACCAGAGUUUAGUGAUGAGUAGAGUACUUAAGAGUAAUGAAUAGAGUACUUAUUGCAGUGUACCUCUGCAAAACGACAUGCAAUGCCUUUUUGAGGAACAAGAUUCAGUGCUUUUAUUUUGUCCUAUUUCUUUUCAUCCCUCUUCAUCUCCUUCAUUCAAUGUCUUGCAGUUUCAUCAACAAGUAAUCAACCUCAACAACACCAACUGAAGACAACAUCUACAUCACUCCUAAGAAGCAGUCCAGGAAUGGGUCUUGGCGGCAUUAACAUCAAGACUUCUGGCCCCCCAAUUCGUAUUGGACUUUCACGAAAUGUCAGAGUCAAACCACUACAUGCUCAUGUGUCUGUUCAGCACUGA